AUGCGGAAGCUAUUUCGACCAGGUAAAAAGCACGAUCUUGUAGAUCCGUCGCUGCCUGGACCAAUCGAAGCAGCAUUCCCGUCAGGCAUCAAGCAAUUUUACGAGAGCCCAGGCGCAAGUGAUGUUGACGUUGUUUUUAUCCAUGGUCUCGACGGAAACAGAGAGAAGACAUGGACGGCCAAGGGUGCGGACGAACCAUGGCCCAAAACGCUUCUACCUCUGGAGUUGCCUUCGGCGCGGAUUCUCACCUUUGGAUACGACGCGUAUGCGGCAAAAUGGGAGAAGGGAGGCUCUCAGAAUCGAAUACGGGAUCACGCAUGGAACCUCCUGACAGCUCUGGCGUCGUGCCGGGAGAGUGACGAUACAAAGAAACGUCCCAUCAUAUUCGUUUGUCAUAGCUUAGGGGGAUUAGUCUGCAAGGAUGCUCUGAUCGUAGCUCAAAUGCAAUCAGACUCCCAUAUACAUGAUAUUUAUGAGAGAACGCAUGCUAUUGCUUUUAUGGGUACUCCUCAUCAUGGAUCAGAACUUGCCAUCUGGGCUGACAGACUACUCAAAUCUGUCAACAUUGUCCAAAAGAGAAACACAGACAUUAUCGGGGUUCUGAAUGCAAACUCCGAGGUUCUUCAGCGUAUCCAAGAAGGAUUCUUUGCAACUAUUUGGGGAAAAGAAGAAGGCGUUUCGAGACAAAUACAGAUCACUUGCUUCCAUGAGGAGCUUCCCACAAGCAUCAAGGGUUUCAGCAAGAUCGUAGUAUCAAAAGAAUCAGCCUCUCUUCCCGGCUCAAUAAGAAUCGGGAUUCAUCGAGACCACACUCAGAUGACCAAAUUUUCAGAUCGGGAAGAUCCGGGCUUCAAAGCAACCUGUGGCGAGCUUCGUCGUUGGGCGAUGAGCACAAAGCCGCCAUACAUGAACGAGCAACGGGGAGAAUUCAAGAUACCUGUACGUCAGAAAGAGGGAAUGAAGACCUCCAAUCAAGCCAAAUUCGUUGUGCCGUAUCUGAAAAAUGAAAAGUUUGUUGGGCGCACAGAGAUCCUUGAUCAACUAAAAGCAAGACUCAGCUUCAGUGAAGAGAGCCAUGCUUCACAACGCCGAGUAUCGUUAUUCGGGCUCGGUGGCGUUGGUAAGACGCAAAUUGCCCUGGCCUUUAUUCACUGGAUCAAGGAAGCAAACCUGGAAGUAUCGGUCAUUUGGGUCCAUGCAAGCAACCCAGAACGCUUCCAGCAGAGCUUUUCCAGUAUCGCGGAAGAAUUUCAGAUACCGGGGCACGAAGACCCAAAGAGCAACGUCCUGGUCCUUGUCCGACAAUGGCUGGAGAAAAAGGAUUGUGGCAAAUGGCUUAUGGUUCUUGACAAUGCCGACGAUGCUGAGCUAUUUUUUGGGAAGUCAAGUCCUGCAGAAUCACAUCCACUGGAUGCGUCCACCAAUUUAGCCCAAUAUCUCCCAGAAUGCACGCAUGGGGCUCUCCUCAUAACGACGAGGAACAAGCAAAUCGGAGUAAAGAUAGCCUCUGGUGAUGGAUCUAGCAUGCUUCAAGUCAAGGAAAUGGAUGCAUCUGAAUCCGAAAGCUUGCUGAAAAGUAGCUUGGUUACUCUAGCUGCGAACGAAGAGGAAGUCAGAGCACUUUCCUCUCGGCUGGAGCAGCUCCCGUUAGCAUUGGCCCAAGCUGCAUCCUUCAUCUUAGAGUACAGUAUGAGUGUUACAGAAUACCUGGAACUUCUCUCGGAGGGUGAUAGCGCCUUCAUAGACCUUCUCAGUCAAGAAUUCGAGGCUGUUGCACGGGACAGGGAGAGGUCUCGGGCGGUAGCCAACACGUGGAUGAUAUCAUUCCAGCAGAUCAAGAAACAAAACCCGCUGGCAUCUGAGCUAUUGUCCAUGAUGAGCUUUUUGGACCGUCAAGACAUUACAAUUGAAACCCUGCAAGAAUACAAUCGCCAGCACGAAGAUGGCCCAAGGAGCAAUAUCGAAUUGAAGAGGUCAAUAGGAAUACUUAAGAACUUCAGCCUGGUAACCGAACAGAAAAAUGGCAGCCUGGAUAUGCAUCGACUGGUUCAAUUAGUCACACGAAGCUGGCUAGAUAAAACUGAAGCCAGCGACCGGUUCAGACGAAAAGCUCUUGUUUGCAUCUCAAACCUAUACCCCUUUGGGAAGUUCGAGAACCGAGAGGUGUGCAGGGCAUAUCUUGCCCAUGCUCUAGCUGUCCUAGAGCUGCAUGCAGCCAACAAAGAUGAAGAGGCAACAUCGAGAGCAAGUCUGUUGCAUUGUGUUGGCGGGUAUUUUUGGCAAGAGGGCCAGCACAGGCAUGCUGAGAAGAUGGUCCGAGAGGCCUUUGAAGUUCACAUGUCUAGUCUUGGAGAGACGCAUCCAGCCACUCUUCAAAGUAUGGGGAAUUUUGCAGCUACCUUAUACAGUCAAGGGCGGUACGAGGAGGCUGAGAAGCUCGGGAUUCAAAGCCUAGAGGCUUGGAAGAUAUCGCUUGGAGAGACUCAUCCGGAUACACUAUACAGUAUGGGAAACCUCGCAGCUACCUUCUACUGUCAAGGGCGAUACGAGGAGGCUGAGAAGCUCCAGAACCAAGCCCUAGAGGGUAGAAAGAAAUCCCUUGGAGAGACUCAUCCACAUACAUUAACUAGCAUGGCAAACCUCGCAGCUACCUUCUACUGUCAAGGGCGAUACGAGGAGGCUGAGAAGCUCGGGAUUCAAAGCCUAGAGGCUUGGAAGAUAUCGCUUGGAGAGACUCAUCCACAUACAUUAACUAGCAUGGCAAACCUCGCAGCUACCUUCUACAGUCAAGGGCGGUACGAGGAGGCUGAGAAGCUCGAGAUCCGAGUCCUAGAGGCUAGAAAGAUAUCGCUUGGAGAGACUCAUCCGGACAUACUAUGCAGUAUAGCAAGCCUCGCAGCUACCUUCCACAGUCAAGGGCGAUACAAAGAGGCUGAAAAGCUCGAGAACCAAGCCCUAAAGGGUAGAAAGAAAUCCCUUGGAGAGACUCAUCCACAUACAUUAACUAGCAUGGCAAACCUAGGCUAUACGCUGCAUGCCUUGGGACACCUGGACGCUGCUUUGGGCCUAAUGACAACGUGCCUUGAUAGUCGAAAGCGAGUGCUCGGUAAAGACCACCCCGAUACCUUAAGUUGUGUAAAAACGCUCAAAGAAUGGGGCAAUGGCACGGAAAAUUAG
Clonostachys rhizophaga is the source of this 3177-nucleotide messenger RNA. Lineage: Eukaryota; Fungi; Ascomycota; Sordariomycetes; Hypocreales; Bionectriaceae. The record is from the annotation of a GenBank genome assembly.